Molecule: messenger RNA, 2433 nt
Organism: Apis laboriosa (Himalayan honeybee)
Lineage: Eukaryota; Metazoa; Arthropoda; Insecta; Hymenoptera; Apidae
Exons: 3
Coding region: 267-2249 (660 amino acids)
Cellular component (GO): extracellular region
Molecular function (GO): chitin binding
Source: RefSeq, a predicted model, not a curated record
UUCCUCCUUUCCUUCCUUCGUUCCCACCACGGUCGAAGGGGACGGCGGCGGUUGGCAAAAGUUGGACGUGGAUACCGUUCUGCUCCGAGUGAUCCGUGAAUACUAACGGCGGUGUGCCGUCGAGGAUCGCCAGUUUCCGCGUGGACUUCGCCGCAACGGGUAACGAGAUCGCCUCGCGCGAUCCUCCUCACCGAUCCUUUGUAAGCGCGCGCGCGCUUGCGCGCGUGUGUGUGUGUGUGUAUUCGUGUGCACGCCUCGAGGGAAAAAUGAGGUCACCCGGUGUCAAGUUCGUGCUCCUGCUAGCUCUCGUGUUAUCCACAGCGAGGAACGCGGCACCUUCCGAUUCAAACUCGACGAGGAUCGUAACAGACGAGGAAGAUGACGAAUCGUCGUCGAAUAUCACGCUGGAAGAGUUCAAGGAGGAGUUCAAAGAAAGGUACAGAAGACUGAUACCCUACAUGACAUUCUACGUGGCCCACAACUUCGUAAACGACCGUCAACCACCGAUCUCACAAGGAGCAUCCGCGAAUGACGCGCAACAAGUUAUCCCCCUGGUGAGAAAAAAUCAACAGGCGAAUCCGCAAUUCGCCAGGGCGUACACGGGGCCACGAAGGGAGAAUAAUUAUCGCGCGAGCGCGCGGAAUCAAGAGAAGUUCGUCCCAUCGGUUCAAUACGACCCGAGAAACGUGGGGGUCGACAACGAUUACUUCACGCCCGUCAGAUACAACUCGGAGAAGAUCAAUUACGAAUACGAGUCGACGCCGUAUCAGGAUCAAAAAAUAGCGUAUCCUGAAAUACCGACGGUAACCAACGCUCAGAACUCCCGGAAGGAGAACAGAUACUAUGGAAACGCGAGACCGUUGCGACCUUACACCUCCAACGGCAGGGAACACCCGACCAGGAAGCAACCGAGCAAACCUGUCCACGGUGGUGAUCUUCGGGAUGACUACGUUCUGGAUUAUAACAACGUGAGAGCAACGGGUAGCAACGCCCCUAUUAAUUAUCCAAUCAAGGAUUUCCAAGAUCAUCGCCAAGUUCCUGUCUACCCAAACACGUUGGAACUGAUACCUGGAUUGAAGCAACCGUCGUUGCUCCCUCAAUUGCCACGAAAUCCUAACGUGAAUCUCGAGCAGAUAAUGGAGAGCUUCCAAUUGAGCGAACGUUUGCCAGAAUCGUUGAACAACGACAAUAUAGAUAAUAGCUUGAGGACGUUGGUCGAGAUACUGAAUAUUCUGCACAACACGAAGAAAGAAGAAUUCCCCCAGAUACAGGCGCCUCCUCUAACGCAGGUAGUAGCGGCAAGGGUGCCGCAGAAGCCAGCGGCCAAAGUACGGCCGCAUACGAGGCCGAAAGUGAUAACGGAGUCGAGAUUUCAGGCUACGCCCAAUCCGAUAUACCUGACCGACGACCCUGAACGAUACAAGGCAACCUCGUACGAGGAAGAAGGGAGACCGAAAGGAUCGCCUCGACCGGGUUACAACGCGAACAGUUUGACGAAGAACGUGAUCGAAUAUUAUAUCCCCGUGGUGCAAGAGAUACCGACCAGAUACAAAGAGACAUUCCUACCUACGAUCAGACCGCAGCCUGAUGAGCCUCCUAUCGAUCAUUCUUACGCGAUCACGGAAGACGUAAGGGAGGAUAUAUUGCAGAAAGAACAAUUUCCCUUGCCGUAUCUUACCACGGAGAGCCCGACGCUUUACACUUAUCACACGGAGCCCGACAAGGUUUCGACCUCGAAGCAAACUGUUCCACAGACAAGAUUGAAGUAUGGGGCUACACGAGGAAAGGCUAAUGUGGAUUAUCCAGCUUAUUCCAGUAUACCGCGUACGAAUUUUAGUUGCAAGGAACAACGGUAUAAAGGAUUCUUUGGCGAUCCAGAGACCGGAUGCCAGGUAUGGCAUUAUUGUGAUCUUAACGGUGGUAAAUCAUCGUUUUUAUGCCCGAAUGGUACGAUAUUCAGUCAAGUGGCGUUGACGUGUGACUGGUGGUUCAAUGUUAAAUGCGAAACUACGACUCAAUUGUACGUGUUAAAUGAACGACUUUACAAGUAUAUACUGCCGAUAAUGCCAAAAUUUCCGGAGGAUUUCACCGGUCCAGAGGUAGAUCGGUAUUUGGAAAUCAAGUUUAAGGAAAUGGAAGCGAAAUUGAAAGAGAAAAAGUUGAAGAAGCAGCAGGAAGAGAAAGAAAAAGAGAAAGAGAAAGAAAAAGAAAAGCUCAAGGAUAAGCAACAAGAGAAAAAAAAUGAUUGAUACAACUAAUUUAUAAUUAUUUUAGUUUGUUAAAUUAUUGUAAUUUUGCUGGUUUAAAUCUAGCAUGCAUUUACCGUAUCUUUGUUGCCAUUAUUUGUUAUAAAUAGCAACGAAUGAUUAUAGGUUGUGUCACUUAAAUAUCUUCGGAUGUGAAGAAAUUUUGUGAAACUUAAAAAUGUGCAAU